GAAUACCAGGGCCGGCUCAGCCCGCCCUGCGCCGCCCCCGCCGCCCCGGGCAAGGACACGCCGCCGCGCGGCCAGCACGGGCAGGGGGCCGCCGCCAUGGGGCCGCAGGGCAAAGGCGCGCCCGCGGAGCGCGGCGAGGAGGCGGCGCGGCCGUGCUGCGGCUGCCGGUUCCCGCUGCUGCUCGCGCUGCUGCAGCUGGCCCUGGGCCUCGCCGUGACCGUGCUGGGCUUCCUCAUGGCGAGCGCCAGCCCCUCGCUACCGCUCAGGGCCACUCCGUUUUGGGCUGGGAUCACUGUCUGCUUAGUGGCCUAUCUUGGUUUGUUUAUGCUCUGUGUCUCAUAUCAAGUUGAUGAACGGACAUGUAUCCAGUUUGCAAUGAAACUGCUGUAUUUUCUGCUGAGCGCCCUGGGCCUGGUGGUGUGCGUGCUGGCCGUGGCGUUUGCUGCCCACCACUAUUCACAGCUCACACAGUUUACCUGCGCAACCACGCUCGACUCCUGCCAGUGCAAACUGCCCUCCUCGGAGCCACUCAGCAGGACCUUUGUGUACCGGGAUGUGACUGACUGUGCCAGCAUCACUGGCACUUUCAAGUUGUUCUUGCUCAUCCAGAUGAUUCUUAACCUGGUCUGUGGCCUUGUGUGCUUGCUGGCCUGCUUUGUGAUGUGGAAACACAGGUACCAGGUCUUUUAUGUGGGUGUCAGGAUGUGCCCCCUGACAGCUUCUGAAGGCCAGCAGCAAAACGUCUAGCAUUCUUUCUGAAAGGUGGGAGAGAAAACAGUACGCUGACUAGCUGAGGUUCAAAAAAUAUAUAAAAGAGGAAAGCAAGAAAGAAAAAAACUUUUGACAGUAAUUUUCAUUUUUCUAAAUGAAUAUUUUUAUAUUUUUCAGGAAAUGAAAAGGCAUUUCUUCAGGUUUCUGUAGUAUCUUUAAAAAUUCUUAAUGGGAAAAUAAGAUCCAAAUUGACUUUGGGAUAUUAAAAGAACACCGAACAGCAAAGAAUGGCAUCCAUCCAUCUUUACAGCCUGGAGUUUAUUCCUCACACAGGUUUCCCACGAUAUUCAAAAGCAGAUCAUUCGUAUGAAACCUUUCAUGAGGCAGAAUGGCAAUAACCAUUUCGUAAAAGUGAAAAAUCCUCUUUGGAUUUCAUCGGUAAGCAUAAGCAGUAGUAAUGUAGUCUUUCAUAAAAGCAAAGUGGCGCAGAGUGAACUUUCAGAUAGCAGGAGGAAAUGGUACUCAUUUUAUCCAUUACUUACAUGAUCUUUUUGCCUGUCAGCCCAGUUUGGUGUGUUGAUUGGCAUUUCUGGCCAACUUGCUAAACUUGGUAGUCUGUUCCAGGCCUUCCCCCCCUCCCACCUUUAACUUCACUCUGUCUUGGAGAAUGCAGGGACUUGGGGAGGCCAGACUGACUCUCUCCACCGCCCCUGGUAGAUGGUAGAUAGGUCUUCAAGGUAUGACAUAGCUUCGAGGAGCAGAGCAGAGAAGAGACUUUGCAAAAGGCUGAAUAAUGACCAGUAUCUGGGCUGGGGCACCAGCCUUUGCUCUUCAGCUUCCUGAGUUUGGCUUUGCAAGUAGAUCACUUACUGAAUGCUUUAGAUGACUGUCUGCUUCUCCGUAAUGGAAGGUGGGUGGUAGUUGUAUUCCUCAUGAUGUAGAAGGUUUAAAAAUAAUCAUAUUAUGCUUCCAUUCUAUCAUCUAAAACAAAUCAUUAACACUAAUUUCUAGGUAAUUGUUAAUUAUAAUUAUGCUCAGAAGCCUAUUUAAUGAGCCCUGGCUGUACUUACGUAGCACCGGUGUUAUUAGGAGAAAUUACUCUCACAAGAGAGGUGGUGUAAAGAUUCUUUCCUCUGAAAGCCAAGCUUUACAAGGAGGAAAAAAUAGUCAUUUUUAUGAAUAGCUCAAGUUAAAAAUACUCUUAAACAAAAACAAGAGAAUUUGUAAUGGGAAAUGUUUAUACAAAUAGCACAUUUAUGAUAUGUCGUGAAGUCUCUCUCUUGGCAGCUAACUACUUUUGAGGAAAAAUGGGUAAUGUCAAUGUGCUCCGUUCACGAAACUGUAUCCGAUACGUAAUCCUAUUAUUGAUUGCAUAGGCACAGGCAACCUAGAGGCUUAAACUAAUGUUUUGAAGUCCUUAUUUGAGCAAAGGUCCAUUGACUUUAAGGGUCUUUUUGUUUUGUUUUGAAGUGUGACUUAAAAACCUUACGGCAGAGUCUUCCCUCUCUUAUUGUUAUUAUUAAAUUCUGAACAAUAUCAGUGUUUUAUGGACGGAACUCAGAGUCAAUUUCAGGCAGCAUAAAUGUUUUCAAGAACUUUCUCUAUUAGUUUGCUCUGUUGAAAGCAGAAAACCAAGACAAUAAUUGAGCUGUUUGCCUUUCUACAUUGCCUGUUGAUAGACUUUACUAAUCAUGAAGUUCUACCCUAACAGAAAGCCAUUUUCUUGUUUGCCUUAGAAUAUAAAUGAACAAUUUCAUUGAUUGUGAUGAUAGUGUCAACUUUUACCCACAGUAAAUAUCUAAACAAAAAUGUUAAGUCUGUUAGUUGAAGGAUAGUAAAUAUCUUUCAUGUCUUCCAGAUAAAACACCUGAUUAGCAGAUGUGAAAACCUUUUUACUGUCGACUUGCUUUAAAAAUGGCCUUCUUGAUUCCUCAAGGGAGGAACAACCUAAGACAGGCACAGUCGCAGGGGGGCCAUCAGGUGAGAAAUUGGGGAUCAACAGAGGUGAGGCUUAGAACCUCACUCCCCCUGUUCUGAGAGAAAUCUUCUGCAUCCGUGAAUGUUUUGUUGCCCUUGUCUAGCUUGGAUUAACACAUAGUCUACAGGCACACACCUGAUCAUCUACAUUUGCCCUCUUACAGCAAUAAACUAUGUUUUCUACCUUUAUCUUGCAUCUACCUACCAUUUCAGCAUUUUAUUUAAAAAAUAAUAAGAAUGAGAAUAAGAAUAAGAAUAAGGGAGAAAUGUGGGAUUCACAUAUAAAUGAAGUAUAAAAAUCAAACGAAUAAUCAUAAUUGACCUGAUUGUUUAUAGUUCAUGAUGCAUGAUCAAAACCAAAAGUUUCUGUGAUAUGACUGCCCUUCUACUGGUCACCAUGUAAGAACUUAUUCACUAUGUAAGAACUUGUUCACCAUGUAAGAACUUGUUCGUUAUGCUUCAGAAGAUUGGAGACUGUUGAGAAUUAGGCAUGGGGUUGAUUAAUGAUUGUGCUUUGAGUCCCCUAUACAGAAUUUUAUUGUUGUUAACAACCAUAUGAUCAAUAAAUAUGAGAGAUGCCCUCUCAAAAAAAAAAAAUGGCCUUCUUACACAUGAGCUCAGGCCAAGAAAGCACACUGGAGAGCUUAGUGGAUAAGACUGGAACGUAGGUUUGAACACACACGUUACAUGGACGGAACACCCAAGUGUCCUGCUGAUAACCUGAAAAAAUACUUUGUGCCUGUUAAAAAAAAAAACAAUCCCAAUAACUGAAUCCAUUUUGGUGUUGACAAUUUUCUAUAAAGAAAAUGAUGGAGAAUUUGGAAUGUUGUAGGCUUUCUUUAAGGAGUGAGAAACUAGUGUUCUAAUGCUAGUUAUGAUGAAUUAGGCACCAUGGAAACACCCUGUGUACCUCUAACAACUUUUUAUAGUGAACACUACAGGUUUUUAUAUUAGAAAAUUUAAAUUCUACACAUCACUAAGGUGCUCUACGCUUUACAAGCGAUUCACAGGGUAUGUUAAAUGGCAGAAUAAUUUAGCUUAUGUGCUUCCUUUUUCUAAAUAAUGCAACUAGUAAGAACUGGUGUGGUGAUGAGCUUGAAAAAUAAUCAGCAUACAUUAUAUAAUCUAUAUGUAUUGGUUGAUAGAUAGACAUAAGGAUUUUGCUUACUGUGUGACUGAAUUAUUCUUGAAUCCCCAAAGAAAGAAAAAAAAACAUGAAAGAAGGAACAACAACAACAAAAUGAAUAAAAGAAAACAGGAACAAAACAAAGAUUCCUGGGUUACAGACACACAGGGUAUUGAUACAAGGAAGAAUUGUGUUGCAUGAAUAACAAACUGCUUUGGGCUGGAUCUGAAGUAUUUUGAGGUUGUGUUUUGCAAAUAUUGAAGCUACAAUAACGGCAACAGAAAAGGAACAGACACACAGCUUCACACUUAGUAAAAUGAUACAUUUAACAUCUGACAAGAAGCCAGGAUGGGGACUGUCUCUUCUAAGCCAUAAAACAGGAAGGUUUGCGCAAUCGUCCCUCCCACCUCCUUCAGGAGAAUUAAAUGAAUCAAGACUUUGGAAGGAGGGGGAACAGCCGGAACUUGGCAGUACUUGAAAUAGGAGGAAUCCAGCAGCCUAAAUGUACAGACUUUGUAACCGAGCCCGCUCGAUGGGUCUGUGCCUUCACGUGACCACCAUCUGUGCCUCCCUCACUCCCUCCAAAUUUGUGUAGGCAGCUCCUUGGAGCCAUGCCUACAAAUACAGCAACCCCAGGCCCUAGAAACUGUAGUCAAGGAACAAGCCUAACUUUCUUCCCCCUUUAAAUUAAAUGUCUAUCUGAUCUCUUUGGGGGGGUUUCCAGAUGCAACGUCAGUGUUCUGACAGCGAGAACGCAUUCUAUGUGAGGGUUUUCUAUUGCUGUCCAGGACAUCAGAAUCUUUUAAUAUCCUUGUACUUCCCCUCCUGCAUGCAGUGUAUCUGGAAUAUGUUUACAGAUUUUUAGUGAAGGGUGAGGUAGAGGGUAUCCAAGGGAAAUUCUGAGGGACAACAGUGGCGUGGUUAUUUAAAGAUAAUCAAAAACAAACCAAAAACUUGCUCUGAAAAAACUAAUCAUAACCUACCAUGAAGCGUAUCUUUGUUUUCUAGUGAUCGUCUUUGAACUAUUGCUAUGUAGCCAUACAUUUCUGUAAGUCACACUGGCUCUCAGCUCUUUUUUAUAUGUAAAAGAUACAAAGCACUUCUAUAUGCCAGGUUUUAGAUGUACACUGUAUGUUCAGGAUGGUGUUCAAAAGAUCUGGUGGCCAAAUAUAUCGACUCACAGUGGAAACAUUUGUUUGGAUGAAGGUUCAGCGGUUCAGCCUGUGAAAUGAAUACCUUGAUUUGUUUCUUCUGACUUUGUAGUGCUUCGUUAUCUCAAUUGAUUAUCCCCUUCAAAAAUAGUGGUCUGUACCUGGGUGUUGCGAUGUCAUUCUUAGGGCAUUGAUGAAAUAGUGAAGAGAAAACAAAGCGUUUCCUGUAUGUUUGAGAUGGUUGUUUUUAAAGGGGAUGCAUAUAAUGCAGAUUUUCUUUGUUAAUAAAAUUUUCGUAAUCUUUGAAAACAC
Manis pentadactyla (Chinese pangolin) is the source of this 5277-nucleotide messenger RNA. It is a transcript of the gene SSPN, whose product is annotated as sarcospan. Lineage: Eukaryota; Metazoa; Chordata; Mammalia; Pholidota; Manidae. The coding region runs from base 97 to 747 and encodes 216 amino acids. The transcript is spliced from 3 exons. Gene Ontology annotation, cellular component: dystrophin-associated glycoprotein complex; sarcolemma. The record is from RefSeq and is a predicted model, not a curated record.